CAGGCAUUUCGCUUAGUAUAAAAUGGUGGUUAUACCCUCCACCAGCACAGUCGCAACAUCGCCGUCGACAACACCCAAGCAGAACAACAUGAUCGCCUUUAAGACCGCAACCAUCCUCCUCCUAGCGGCCCUGGCCCACGGCCGGCCCUCAGACGAAUGGGAGCCCGAAGGCCACUCCCACACCGAGCACACAAAGCCCUACCACGUGACUGUGGUCAAGAAGAUCGGAGUGCCCAUCCCGCAUCCCGUGGCGGUGUCCGUGCCUCAGUACGUGAAGGUGCCGAUCCCGCAGCCCUACCCUGUCCACGUGACGGUAGAGCAGCCGAUCCACGUUCCUGUUUACAAGGUUGUCCCACAAAUCGUAGAGAAGCCAGUGCCUUACACAGUUGAGAAGCCCGUCCCCUAUGAGGUCGAGAAGCCUUACCCCGUCGAGGUCGAGAAGAAGGUUGAGGUGCCCAUUCCCAAGCCUUACCCCGUCCACGUGCCAGUCUACAAGCACAUCUACCACCACAAAGGCGGCAAGCACUAAGCAUUCAGUCACGUAGAACGGAACGUGCAUUUCGUCAGAUGAGAUUUGACAUAGGCUGUCAGUCAACGCUUUUUACUUUUUUAUGGCCAUGGAAUCUUCUAUUCUGCCAGAUGUCAAAUUUCUUUUGCCGAUUUGUGAAAUGUACAAAGAAAAUAGCUUACUUUGUAAGCCUUUCGUAUACCUCUGAGGUGUGCUCAGGCCGGGCCUAGCCCUUGUAAAUAAUUAAGAUUAGUAAGUACAUUUGUCGGAGAUGUAUUUCCGUCAGUAUUGACUAUUGUUGACUUGUGAUAUUUAUUGUGUGUCAGUACAGGUUUGUUGUUAUUGUUGCUGUUGUUGCAAUCGUUGUUGACUAUUGUGUAA
Messenger RNA from Ostrinia furnacalis (Asian corn borer), 889 nucleotides. RefSeq lists its product as hypothetical. The coding region runs from base 23 to 529 and encodes 168 amino acids. The transcript has 3 exons. NCBI's taxonomy places the organism in Eukaryota, Metazoa, Arthropoda, Insecta, Lepidoptera, Crambidae. The record is from RefSeq and is a predicted model, not a curated record.